CAGAGAGAAGGACAAGGCGCAGCAUCCUCUCCAUCCUCCAUAGCACAACAACGACUCACAAAAGAGAGGAAACCAAAUCGCGAUUUCGAGGCUUGUUGUCAGGCCCAAUUACAUAAGCAGAAUGACUAAAGAGGAAACCUCCGAUGUGGAAGAGGCUCAGCCAAACUCUGAAUUCAUCAGCCCUGUUCAUGAGCCCCGCAAGAAGCCCAUGGUGCAUCCUGCUGCCCAGGCUCCACUGCCCAAGGACUAUGCGUUCACCUUCUUUGAUCCCAAUGAUCCGGCCUGCAUGGAGAUUCUGACAGACCCCCGGACAACAAUUCCAGAACUGUUUGCCAUUAUCCGUCAGUGGGUUCCACAAGUUCAGCAUAAGAUCGACAUCAUAGGCAAUGAGAUAUUAAAGCGAGGCUGCCACGUCAAUGACCGCGACGGCCUGACGGACAUGACUCUUCUCCACUACUGCUGCAAAGCUGGGGCUCACGGAGUCGGCGACCCUGAGGCAGCGCUGCGGCUGUCUAAUCAGCUGUUAGCUCAGGGAGCCGAUGUCAGUCUGCGCAGUCGCUGGACUAACAUGAACGCCCUCCAUUAUGCCGCUUACUUCGACGUGCCAGAACUGAUUCGCAUUUUGCUGAAAGCCUCCAAGCCUAAAGUGCUGAACUCCACCUGCAGUGACUUUUAUCAUGGCACAGCUCUGCACAUCGCCGCCUCCAACCUCUGCCUGGGUGCAGUCAAGUGUCUGCUGGAGCACGGAGCCAACCCUGCUGUCAGAAAUGAUAAAGGUCAAGACCCUGCUGAGGUUGUCCCAGACCCCAUGGACAUGAGUCUGGAUAAAGCUGAGGCCGCAAUGGUGGCUAAAGAGCUGAAACAGCUGCUGCUGGAUGCAGUUCCUCUCAGCUGUAAUCUCCCCCGCGCUACGCUGCCCAACUACGACAACAUCCCCGGAAACCUCAUGCUCUCCUCCCUCGGCCUCAAACUGGGGGACCGUGUGGUGCUGGACGAAACAAAGACUGGCACACUGCGUUUCUGUGGCACCACUGAGUUCGCUAGUGGCCAGUGGGUUGGUCUUGAGCUAGACGAGCCGGAGGGCAAGAAUGACGGGAGUGUGGGUGGGAUCCGCUAUUUUAUCUGCUCCGCAAAGCAAGGGAUCUUUGCUCCUGUAUCAAAAAUCAGCAAAGCUGUUGAACAGACCCCUUCUUCAGUCACCUCCACACCAAAAACUCCUCGCAUGGAUCUGUCCCGUGUAACCGGCAAGAUCAAGAAGGAGAAAAAAGAGAAAGAUCGCGAAAAGACUCCAAGAAAGAAGUCCCUGUCUGGGGUCAGUUUGGAUCCUGAUGGAGUGAAGGUUGAGGUUGGAGAUCAAGUGCUGGUGGCAGGACAAAAACAAGGGAUUGUCCGCUUUUUCGGAAAGACUGACUUUGCUCCUGGAUAUUGGUUUGGUGUUGAACUGGAGCAGCCCACCGGAAAGCAUGAUGGCAGUGUGUUUGGAGUACGCUACUUCCACUGUUUGCCCAAAUAUGGAGUUUUUGCACCACCAUCUCGUGUUCAGAGAAUUGGAGGGCCCAAAGAUCCCCAGGGAGACGGGACGCUAGUGAAGAAAGUCCACCAGGUGACUAUGUCUCAACCGAAGCGUAAUUUUAAUGCGGUACGAUCUCCGAAAGACAUAACAUCUGAAAGUUCCAUAUCCAGCAGGUUGCUGUUCUGUUGCUGGUUUCCCUGGAUGCUCCGUGCGGAAAUGCAGUCCUAAAGUCACCGGUCACAUCUUUAUUUCUCUCUCUUUUCCUGUUUCCGUUCCACCUAUCACCCGCGCUCUGUGUACUUCCAUUAAUCAUCUGUGCUGUCCCAUCCCUUUGACGGCAAUUCAAUAGCAAAAAAAUAGUGCCUUGACAAGUAACUAACGUCCUGCAUUCCGAUGAUCGAAUUAUAGAUGAACAAUCUUUUAUGAAAUCAAAAUAAGGGAAAGUCACCCCCACUAAAAGCCAUUCAUAUCUCUUUAUCUGCUUUUUUCCCUUCGCUAAAUAACAUUGGCAGUAUUAAAGCUUGGUAGUAUAGUCAUGAUACAUUAUAAUUUGUAAAGGUGCUUUUUUUGGUUAGGUUUUUAAACAUGCUGCUGUAUUAUGCACCUUUAUUGUCUUACUUUUCAGUAUUUUAUUGCAUAAAAUCUUACAUUUUAAUGCCUUUAAAUGGGUUACAGUAGUAGGUGACAUCUUGUUUGUGAACAACCUCAACUUGUCUGAAAAUAUUGAUGCUGCCAGUGUGAAAAAAUAACAGGGUUUUCACCAUUUAAGCCCGAUGCUUUCACCAUCUAGUGAAACUUUUAAGUGUGUAGAUUCAAAUAUAAAAUAUGUUGCAUGAAAUAAGCAGGCAUGGGCACGUUUUGGGGUCAUAAAACUGCUCUGAAAUGAGGCGAGAGGCCUGCUUUAAAUAUUAAAUGCUACUAUAUCACUUUUCGUUCACUUAAAAUCUACCACAAAACCAAAGCGCAAGCUCCAUGAUCCAUGAAGAUUUUUGUUCCAAAAUAAUGUACACCAUACAUCAAUAAUCAGUGCUGGGUAGAUUACUUAUGAAUUGUAGUCUGUUAUUAAUUACAAUUGUAGUCAGUAAAAUAAUAUAGAUUACUUAUUUUAAGUAAUGUAUUCUAAGUACUUUUGGAUUACUAUUCAGUACCAAAUUUGACCAUCAUUACAUGACUAUCCUGUAUUAUUAUUAUUAU
Danio aesculapii is the source of this 2707-nucleotide messenger RNA. RefSeq names its product CAP-GLY domain containing linker protein 3 (gene clip3). Gene Ontology annotation, biological process: cytoplasmic microtubule organization. Gene Ontology annotation, molecular function: microtubule plus-end binding. Gene Ontology annotation, cellular component: nucleus; cytoplasm; microtubule plus-end. The record is from RefSeq and is a predicted model, not a curated record. Lineage: Eukaryota; Metazoa; Chordata; Actinopteri; Cypriniformes; Danionidae. The coding region runs from base 122 to 1741 and encodes 539 amino acids. The transcript is spliced from 14 exons.